This is a messenger RNA of Zophobas morio, 3120 nucleotides long. RefSeq lists its product as uncharacterized. NCBI's taxonomy places the organism in Eukaryota, Metazoa, Arthropoda, Insecta, Coleoptera, Tenebrionidae. The coding region runs from base 1 to 3120 and encodes 1039 amino acids. The transcript is spliced from 18 exons. Gene Ontology annotation, molecular function: monooxygenase activity; oxidoreductase activity, acting on paired donors, with incorporation or reduction of molecular oxygen; heme binding. The record is from RefSeq and is a predicted model, not a curated record.
AUGUCGUGGUUGUGGUCGCUGUUUCUAAUAACUGUUGUACUAACGACGUACCUUUGGUCCCGCCGAAAACUAUAUUUGUUGGCAACCAAACUCCCAGGUCCCUCGAGUUUACCUCCAAUAGGAUGCGGCCUCAGAUUUCUCUGUGACAAAAAAGAUAUUCUAGACGUUUUUCUAGAUCUUACAACCCCAUAUUCCUCCCCGUGUAAACUAUGGAUCGGGCCAGAACUCCUCGUAUUCAUCAAAGACCCUAAACAACUGCAGACUGUUUUCCAGUCGUCUGCACUCUCAACCAAGGCCCGUUUUUACCGGAUUUUGGAAGAAUUUUUGGGGAAAGGCUUGGUUACUUCUGGUGGGGCGCUUCACAAGCGACACAAAAAGCUGCUACAACCCCUUUUUUCCCAAAGAAUGGUUGAUGGUUAUAGCCACUUGUUCCAAAAACACGCAGGCAAGUUUGUUCGUGUUCUAGAACGACAUAUUGAUGGAGACGAGUUUGACGUUAUGCCAUAUUUGCAUGACUCUAUAUUUGAGACAACGAUGGAUUUGCUUCUGGAGGAUGAAAAUAGUCACUCAAUAGAUUAUAAAGACGUCCCUACCUACGUCAAGAGAUUUUACGAACUCGGUUUUCAGAGAUUUAGAACCUUCUGGUUACAUUUUGAUUUUAUUUAUCAGAGGACUUCAAACUACAGAGAAGUGAGGACGAUGAAAGAAGUGGCAAAUACCAUGGUGGAGGAAAUAAUGGCCACCACUGUUCAGAAGGUAGUUCAAAGAUUGGAAACUGGUACCUUGACGAAAUCAGAACAGAUGAGGGCACCAUCAGUACUAGAACGGAUAGUCGAAAUUGGGCACUCUCAACCAGAAGUGUUAAGUGAGCAACACUCUAUAGAUCACUUAAUAUCACUAAUCGGAGCUAGUCAAGACACCACGAGUUCCGCUAUAGCAUUUACCUGCAUGAUGUUGGCAGCGUAUCCUCACAUACAAGACUUGGUUAUUACAGAAAUUCGAGACGUUCUUGGUCCUAAAACCACUCUAGAUUAUACUGACGCCUCCAAACUACAGUACCUCGAAAUGUGUCUCAAAGAAACCAUGAGGUUAUUCGCAGUGGUACCAUUCGUGUUUCGUCAAACAACUGAAGAUUUCCAACUGGGUGAUUUGAUAAUCCCGAAGAACGUGACCGUCGGACUGUCAAUAUACCACGCCCAUAGAGACCCCAAUCACUGGGAAAAACCAAACGAAUUUUACCCACAACAUUUCGUCCCUGAAGCAGUAACCAAAAGACACCCUUAUGCUUUCAUACCCUUUAGCGGUGGUUCCCGAAAAUGCCUAGCCCAAAUCUAUUCCUACACCAUUUUGAAAAUCUUUCUGGCAAAUAUCGUCCUAAAUUACGAACUAUCAAGUCCCCGAAAAGUCGAAGACCUUAAAUUGACUGCUGACAUCACAGUCAGAUCCUUGACCCCCUGUGACAAUCCACCACCUAUUGUUCAAACCACAGCAAUUACUUGUGGUUUAAUUAAAAACGGCCUGAGUAAUGAGGCAGAGAUAAUUCUUGCACAAGCUGCUGCAUUCGAUCACGACACCAUAAAUCAGGCAAUCUUGGUGGCUGCAGAAUUAUAUCAUUGUAAGUGUGCGAUGGAGUUUUUGCUGUUUUUGUCGGUUUUGGUUACACUGGGCGUUAUUUUUGUCGGGCGGUAUCACUGGUCGCGCAGGAAAUUGUAUUUGUUUGCGGGUAAAGUGUCGGGGCCUUUGGCGUUUCCUUUCGUGGGAAAUGGGCUGAAAUUUUUGUGCAGGAAGGAAGAUAUCUUAAACGUCUUCAUUAACGAAACAGACCAGUACCCAUCUCCAGUACGACUUUGGGUAGGACCGAAACUUAUCCUAGUGGUGAAAGACCCCACUCAAAUGCAGAUUAUUCUACAAUCUUCGAAAAUCGCAACCAAAGCCUUUGUUUACGAAUUCUUGGAACCAUUUCUGGGCAAAGGCUUGUUUACAGCGAAUGGUUUAUACCACAAGACUCAAAGACGGUUGCUGCAGCCCCUAUUUUCACAAAGACUCAUAGAUGGGUACAGCCACAUAUUCCAAAAACAUGCCAACAAGUUUGUGAAACAGAUAGAAAAACAUGUGGGGGGACCAGAGUUUGACAUUUCUUUUUAUUUGCACGAUUCAGCUUUCGAAUCAACGAUGGACUUGAUGCUAGAAGACAAAAAUGACCACUCCUUAGACUAUAAAGACGUCCCUCAGUUCGUGCGCAGGUUUUACAAUAUAGUUUUCACAAGAGUGCGAAACUUUUGGUUCCACUUUGACUUCAUUUACGAAAAGUCGUCGUACUUUAAGGAACAGUUAAUGAUGAGGCGGCUUGCAGACACCAUGAUUAAAGAGAUUCUAGACACAAGAGUUCCGGAGGUUGUUCAACGAAUAAAAAAUAACGAAAAGCCUGAAGAUGACAGAUCGCCGUCUAUGUUAGAAUCGAUACAAGAAAUGCUUCAAGAAAAUCCAGACUGUUUUAGCGAAAAAGAAUGUAUCGAUCACUUGAUGACUUUUAUGGCUACGAGCCAAGAUACUCAAAGCUCGGCUAUAGCUUUUACGUUCAUGAUGUUGGGAGCUUACCCCGAAAUACAGGAUUUGGUGGUUCAAGAACUUAGAGAAGUUCUGGGUCAACGCACGUCUUUAGACUUUACUGAUGUAACAAAACUGAAGUACUUAGAAAUGUGUAUUAAAGAGGCGAUGAGGUUGUACCCUGUGGCUCCUUUUAUAUUCAGGGAGACAACGGAAGAAUUUCAGUUGGAGAACCUCAUAAUUCCUGAAAAUGUUACUGUUACGUUGUCUAUUUAUCACGUCCAUAGGGACCCAAAGUGUUGGGAGAAACCGAACGAGUACUACCCAGAACAUUUUUCUGCAGAAGCUACAACCAAACGAAAUCCUUACGCCUUUAUACCCUUCAGUGCAGGACCCAGGAAAUGCAUAGCUCAACAGUACUCAUACGCCAAUAUGAAAAUAUUGUUGAGUACUGUACUCUUGAAUUACGAAAUAUUUUGCCAACAGAAGGUGGAAGACAUCCAGUUGACUACUGACAUAUCGAUCAGACCCCUUGGUGGUUACAAUAUUAAAAUAAAACCACGAAGUUUGUAG